Paramecium primaurelia is the source of this 266-nucleotide messenger RNA. The record is from the annotation of a GenBank genome assembly. NCBI's taxonomy places the organism in Eukaryota, Ciliophora, Oligohymenophorea, Peniculida, Parameciidae.
AUGAAGGACAUAUUGGAGCAUUAUGUGAAGAAUGUGAUAUAUACAAUUUCAGAGGAUUUGGGCACUUUUCAACAAGUUCCAAAUAUACUUGUGGUUCUUGUGUCGAUUAUCAUUAAAAUCUAGUUGCUAUAACAACAAUAAGCUUAUGGUAUAUUUUUAUAAUAACAUUUUUAGGACAGUAUUUUCAAUAUUUAUUUCUGUCAAGAGUAAUGUGUUAUUAAAUGAAAAAAUAAUUAUCUAAAAAAUAAUUUCAAUAAUACUUUUGA